AUGAAAGUUUUUGACGUUGCUCUAGAUGAGGCCGACAUUAAAGCUGCGAUGAAUGAAGGUAACGCGCAGUUUAAGAAAUAUAUCUCUUGAUAUGAACGUUUAGAUAGAAACAAAUUUUUCCGUCGCACAUGAAGGGUUUUGCAGUUUACUACAGAAAGUUUUACUUUCGUGGAUGACCUUUUCACUUUUAUUAUUAUUUCUAAGGUUUAGACCCCUGUUCAGAAUAUCCCUGUGCCAACGAUGGCACUUGCGUUGAUAAAGGAAACAAUACCUUCGAAUGCAUAUGUCCUCCCGGUGUCACUGGUGAUCGCUGCCAAGUCCGUAAGUACCAAAGUAAGUGGGCUUGUUAAAGUUUGUUUGUUUGUUUUUUUUUUUAGUUUUUUUCGAAAGAAUAAUGUUUUAGAUAGGUGGUGACUGGAUAUCAUCAUAUUUUAAGAUAAAGUCGACAUUAAAGCUGCCAUGAAUGAAGGUAACGCGAAAUUUAAGAAAUAUGUCUUUUAUAUUUCAUGACAUGUGCCGUCUGCUAACUCUUCGAUUCUUACAUCUCUUACCCUCAAGUUAUUUAAGGCCUAUGAUCUAAGUUCGUCAACUAACUAAAUACGUUUAUUAUUGCACUAAUUCAAAUGCUAAAUGAUGUAAUGGGAAAUACACCGCAUAACCUUGUUUUAACAGUUUGUAAAAUUAACAAUGGGAAAAUGAACGGACAAAGAAGAAUGUUUAGUUUCGUGGGUGGCCUUUUAACUUUUAUCCUUAUUUCUAAGGUUUAGACCCCUGUUCAGAAUAUCCCUGUGCCAACGAUGGCACUUGCGUUGAUAAUGGAAACAAUACCUUCAAAUGCAUAUGUCCUCCCGGUGUCACUGGUGAUCGCUGCCAAGUGCAUACCUACCAAAGUAAGUACACUUGUUUUGUUUUUUUCUUAGGUUUUCUACAAAGAAUAAUGUUUUAGAUAGGUAGUGAUUUGAUAUCAUCAUAUUUUAAGGGCCGGUGUCUUUUAGAUAUUGAUGAUUGUCCAGACGAACUCUUUAGAAGAAAAUACUAGAUUUCUACUUCAAAGAUGCUGAAACCCUGUCUUAACAUAAAAAUUUAGACGCAGAUUAAAUACUUCGUCGCACAUCAGAGGUUUAAUUCGUAGUCUACUUCAGGAUUUUUUAAUUUCGUUGAUGGCCUGUUAACUUUUAUCCUUCGCUAUUAAGGUUUGGACCCUUGCUUAGAUUAUCCCUGUGGCAAUAUCAUACAUUGUAGAUCGACAAUAUACUGUAAAAUUUACGGGAUUGUACACUUCAAUUUUUGCGCUUAAUUUAGGAAAUUUGAUCUCUGUUUACAACCAAUCCUUUUUCACUACUACAAAUCCCUAAAUUUCAGUGAAAGCGCUCUCAGGAGCUCAAGAUUCACUCAAAACCGUUCCACAUAUCAGUACGGUAAUUAAUUGGUUCUUUCUGUUUGUACUAAGGUGAUCUUAUCGCUUACCAUCCUCUCAAUGGGGAAUUUAAGGCAAGAGAAAUUGAUGAGUGCCCAGACAAACUCUUUAAAAGGAAAAACUAAAGAUUCCUCUUUCGAGAAACCCGAACCCUCCUUUCAUAUGAACAAUUUGAUAGAAACAAAACUUUUCAUCUCACAUGAAGGGUUUUGCAGUUUACCACAGAAGUGUUUACUUUCAUCGGUGGCCUUUUAACUUUUAUCCUUAUUUCUAAGGUUUAGAUCCCUGUUCAGAAUAUCCCUGUGCCAACGAUGGCACAUGCCUGGAUAAUGGAGACAACACCUUCAAAUGCAUAUGUCCUCCCGGUGUCUCUGGUGAUCGCUGUCAAGUCCGUGAGUAUUUCAUUUUAUAAGCUUAUCUGUUUUGUUUUGUUUUUAGUUUUUUUCUUUUCAAAAGAUCCAGCUAAAGAGCUUUGUCUAUCAGAUAUUGAGAGGUGUCUGGGCCAUUUCUAUGGAAGAGAAGACUCAGAAUUCCAUUCCCUAGAAGCUCAAACUCUCUAUUGGGCGGCUUGACCUGGUGCUUAGGGCGCUGGACUUGUAAUCUGGUGGUCCCAGCUUCAAGUCUUCUGCCCUGCCACUUACUGGAUUACUUUUCGGUCGUCCCGAGUUCAACUCCUCGGCUGCGUUGUGUAAAUAGCCAACUGGUCUGCCUCCUGCCAAUUGGGAUUUUCAAACGUUUUAUGUUUGUAGUGUAACAUUAACUCUGAAAAGCCCCAGGGACGAACCAAUAAAGAAUGUACACCGCACAUCAAGGGUUUUGAAAUUUACUAGAGAAACGUUUACUUUCAUCGGUGGCCUUUUAACUUUUAUCCUUAUUUCUAAGGUUUAGACCCCUGUUCAGAAUAUCCCUGUGCCAACAAUGGCACAUGCGUGGAUAAUGGAAACAAUAUCUUCAAAUGCAUGUGUCCUCCCGGUGUCACUGGUGAUCGCUGUCAAGUCCGUAAGUAUUCCACCUGUUUAAUUUUUUUGUUUUGUUUUUUUUUAGUUUUUCUUGAAAGAAUAAUGUUUAGAUAG
Pocillopora meandrina is the source of this 2490-nucleotide messenger RNA. NCBI's taxonomy places the organism in Eukaryota, Metazoa, Cnidaria, Anthozoa, Scleractinia, Pocilloporidae. The record is from the annotation of a GenBank genome assembly.